Fusarium subglutinans is the source of this 519-nucleotide messenger RNA. RefSeq lists its product as uncharacterized. The transcript has a single exon. Lineage: Eukaryota; Fungi; Ascomycota; Sordariomycetes; Hypocreales; Nectriaceae. The coding region runs from base 1 to 519 and encodes 172 amino acids. The record is from RefSeq and is a predicted model, not a curated record.
AUGAAGCUGUCUGCCAUCUUCCUUCUCCCUCUCCUUCAUGGAGCUGUUUCCGCAACCAACGCGGUCUCCUCGGAGUGUACAGAAACACACACACUCCCUAUCAUCACCACUGAUAUGAUUCCUGGGGCGACUCUUGAACCUCAUGCUUCCGGCUACAACUCGCCUUCAGGCAAUACCAGCCAGAAUAAUGCUGGACCGACGAAAAGCACUGCCCUGCCCCCUAUCAUUCCCGGCGGCUCUGGCUCUAGCUCUAGCCCUGGCUCCGGUUCUGCUCCAGGUGGCUCGGCUCCAAGUGGCAUGGCUCCAGGCUCCGGUUCAGGCUCCGGUUCAGGUUCGGGAUCUGGCUCUGGAGCUGGAGCUGGAGCUGGUAGUUCUGGCUCUACUCCAGGCUCAAAUACUACCCCAAUCCCCUCGGAUCACCCGCAGUACGCUUCUGCAGCCUCCAACCCCUCUGCCAAGAUUGUUGGUCUAUCCGCGUUUGUGGCUGGAUCUAUCGCGUUGGUUCUGACCAACUUCUGA